AUGAGCCUGAAAAUACUCAACAAUUUGUUUACUGCAGAAAUUUUUCAAGAAUUUGCCAUUCAGGAGGAAUCUGUGAUGUUCCGGAUCAAUUUGGCUGUUCUUCUUGACUGCUUGACCAUUUUUGGUGCAAGUUCUCUGCCUGGAACAUCAACAGCCCUUAGGAUGUGUUAUCGUGGUUAUGGCUAUCCCUUGAUACUGUUCUUAGAAGAAGGAGGGGUGGUGACAGUGUGCAAAAUUAAUACUCAAGAACCUGAGGAGUUGUUAGACUUUGAUUUCUGCAGUACAAAUGUUGUUAAUAAAAUUAUCCUGCAGUCAGAGGGGCUACGAGAAGCAUUUGCUGAAUUAGAUAUGACCAGUGAAGUUCUGCAGAUUACCAUGUCUCCAGACAAGCCCUAUUUCAGGUUAUCCACUUUUGGAAAUGCAGGGAGUGCACAUCUCGAUUAUCCCAAGGACUCUGAUUUGAUGGAAGCAUUCCACUGUAACCAAACCCAGACAAACAGGUAUAAGAUUUCUUUGCUUAAACCAUCCACAAAGGCACUAGCUUUAUCUUGUAAAGUGUCCAUUCGAACGGAUACUCGAGGAUUUCUUUCACUGCAGUAUAUGAUUAGGAAUGAAGAUGGACAGAUCUGUUUUGUAGAGUACUAUUGUUGCCCUGAUGAGGAUGUUACUGAAGCAGACCUGUAGCUGUGUGUUUUGGAGUCUGUAUUUUAUUUAUGUAUAUAUAACAUUAUGUAUUUUUUUUGUGAAACUGAAUGAAACUUGUAAAGAUUGGUAGACUUGAUAUUGCCAUUUUUUUUUUAACUAUGGAAUUAAAAGUAUGAAGACUUCUCUUGUAUUCUCCUGCAAAUGUUUCUUAGCCUUGAUGCAGAAAAAUUAGCUCUAAAAGUAAAAAGGGUCUGUUGAACCAGAUGCAGAUGCUGUGAGAGACUGAAGUCUUCCAGCUUGCUGCUGUGAGUUGUGAUCCAGAGAAUCAGUGAUCCAUAGGUAAUUCUUACAGUUUUAGAUUGUAGCUGAGCUUUGAUGUUUGUCAGAAGAUGAGGUCCUUCCUUGCACACUUGAAAAACAGUAUGUUUGUAUUUUACCAAAUUGUUUUCUCCACAAUUCAAUAGUAUCCAAAUCCUCUAGGUUUAUUUUGAGUUAAAAAUGCUUCUGUUGGACCAUUGUUCACCUCUUGCUUACAUCAGCAAUUAAUUCAAACCGAAUUUAAAUAUUCGGUACGUGUUAAUUUUCCUUAGGCUUACCAUCUCAAUUUAUUGAGUGAAAAAAAUUAAUGUUAUCGCCUCACUGAGAAUUAUUAUCUUUGCCUAUUGAGUGUUAAGAAUGAUUGGGUACUUCUCUGGAUGACGGGAUAAAAAUGGAACUGAACUCA
Messenger RNA from Struthio camelus australis, 1369 nucleotides. The record is from RefSeq and is a predicted model, not a curated record. NCBI's taxonomy places the organism in Eukaryota, Metazoa, Chordata, Aves, Struthioniformes, Struthionidae.